Messenger RNA from Syngnathoides biaculeatus (alligator pipefish), 998 nucleotides. RefSeq names its product SLC35A4 upstream open reading frame protein-like. The record is from RefSeq and is a predicted model, not a curated record. The transcript has 3 exons. Bases 72 to 380 code for a protein of 102 amino acids. Lineage: Eukaryota; Metazoa; Chordata; Actinopteri; Syngnathiformes; Syngnathidae.
CUAUAGGGGGCAGUGUGCAACUCCGCAGCGACUGUAAAUGAACGAAGAAGAGCGCCGCUAAACAAGGAAAUAUGGUGAAUGACAAGAGCACUCUGGGCCAGCUAAAGGACCUGGUGGAGCUGAAGGAUCAGUUAGAGGACAUACAGAAACGUAUGGAAGACGAGAUCCAGGCUGGGGUUCCUGCUGGUGGCAGUCUACUAGCUUCUCCCUUCCUGAAGGGCUUCCUGGCCGGCUACGUGGUGGCCAGAUUCCGCUCGUCCGCGCUGCUCGGCGCAGUCGUGGGGACGUGCACGGGAAUCUACGCGGCGCAGAACUAUAAGAUUCCAAAUGUGGAGAACACAAUUAAGGACUACAUCAACACUCUGAAGGGAAAACGCUGAUUUGAAAUGAUGUUACAGUUGUCUACUAUCCGUUAUUGUCUGCGUCGUGCAACCCCCAUUCGGACGCACUUUUGUGGGACUGUAUCCAACUUUAUUUGGUCUGGCAAUUAUUCAGGUAUGCGCGUGUCUACAAGUGUACAUUUUAGGUCAUUUUUGUGUCUGUAAAAAAUUGCUCGAUAAAAGGUAAAUGAAUUUUCUGUUUACAUUUUGCAAUCUGACACUGCCAAAGUUAUGUUAUGUUAAAUAUGUUGCUGAAAUUCACUCCAAAAAAAAAAAUGCAGAAAUGUAUAAGUGCCUUCUCUGGUGUGCUGUGCAAUAACCGUCCCUCGUUGGAAUAGUUUUCUCAUUUUAAUAUGCUGGAAUUGUCAAAUAUUGCACUCCUUCUUUGGCACUUUUACUGGAAAGUGCCAGAGAAAUGUCAGUGACUCGACCUCAGAAUUGUUGUGUUUUUGUUUUGUUUCACGUGCUCACAUCGACAUAGAAAUAUAACUAUAGUUUUGUGAAUUUUCCUCGGGAUCAAUGUCUAUCUCAAAAAAUUUUUUUGGUAGGAAAUGAUAAGCAAGUUGACUGCUCUGCAUCACACUAUUGAUAAUUAAACAGGUAAUGUCAAGAUCUUAA